This is a messenger RNA of Chaetomium fimeti, 1172 nucleotides long. RefSeq lists its product as uncharacterized. NCBI's taxonomy places the organism in Eukaryota, Fungi, Ascomycota, Sordariomycetes, Sordariales, Chaetomiaceae. The record is from RefSeq and is a predicted model, not a curated record. The transcript has a single exon. The coding region runs from base 1 to 1083 and encodes 360 amino acids.
AUGCGCCCAGACCUUCUCCCGCCUUUGGUGAUCCCCAAAAGGCGUUCUCCGCCGCCAAUUCUGGUGGCGAGUCAUGCCCAGCACCUUCAGCAGCAAGUAGAGCGGCCAUUUCGGCCCUCCUACCACAGUCUUUCUCCCAGAGUCUUACCAAGUCGACCACCCGAACUCAAGCUCGACGACAUUGACGACAUUGAUGUUUUCAACUUCUACAAUCCCUGCCUCCUCCCGCCGUCCCCGAUCCGCCCGUUCCCGGCCCGGGCGCACACCGAUCCCACCGCGGGGCUCCCCGCGCCGCCGCCGUACUCGAGGGACCCACCUCCUCCCGAGCCAGCCCCUGGCCUGCGGAGGUCAACCUACACCAUGACCCGGCGCGGCCGAGACAACAACGCCCGACGCAGCAAUUACGUUGCCAUCUUUCCACCGGCGCGUUCGAGGUCGCCUUCGCCGCCACGAGCCGAUCCCGAACGCGAACCAGUUGUCUCGCCCUUGUCGAUCCAACGAUCACCCUCCCCCUUCUACGCGCGACCACCACCGCCAAUCCCACCACGACUACGGCCCCGCCCCGUCACCCUCCCUCAAUGGGACGCAUCCGGCCCGCACUUCGAAGCCUCGCGGCCACCCUCGCCCGCCGUCGCGCCGCACCCGCAGCCGUUCGCCCCACCGCCGUGGGACGCAAGCAGCAGCAUCUACUCUGUGCACACCGACGUGCCCAGCAUCUACAUCCACGACGAGGGGCAUGAUUCGUCGCGCGGCUCGUCCGAGGAGGAGGAGGACGAGGAGUACACCACGCCAUAUCUUGCCGUCAGGCCGGACAGCCGGCUGGGGCUGGGCCGCGAGGGAGAUCAAGAGAGGGAGCAGCUCGCGCUGAGGGAACUGUGGGGCGUCAUCGAUGGGAUGUUAGGCCCCGGCAAGAAUCUGAAGGAUUAUGAUUCCAAUAGCUUUGCUAGUAGCAUGGAUGAUCUGGCCAAGGCGGCUGGGAGUUGGGAUGGCAUCGCGAAGCAGGAUAGUUCACAAAGCGACCAGAGCAUGUACGGGGAAGCGACAUGGUGGCGGGCGUUUCGGCAGGGGUUAUUGCUUUCAUAGUCUAGGGUCUCACGGUGGCUCCUACAUGAUGAUACCCAACCAAUAAUACCAAGCAUCUUUCAACAAGCUACCCGAUCCUUCCAUCUACC